Molecule: messenger RNA, 1177 nt
Organism: Hermetia illucens (black soldier fly)
Lineage: Eukaryota; Metazoa; Arthropoda; Insecta; Diptera; Stratiomyidae
Product: lipoprotein lipase-like
Exons: 2
Coding region: 59-1093 (344 amino acids)
Biological process (GO): lipid metabolic process
Molecular function (GO): lipase activity
Source: RefSeq, a predicted model, not a curated record
UAAAUAGUUUUUUAACAGUUCGAAUUCAGGUUUUUUGGGUUGAGAGUGUUGUGCGAAAAUGUUUAAAAUUCUCGUCUCUCUUUUAUUUCUAUUGCCGCUGGUUUUGACCGAAAGCGAUUUCCGCGGAGAAAACACUACAGAAAGUGAUGAUGAAAUGGCAUCAAUACCCGAUAUCAAUGGAGAGUUUUAUCAAAUCAAUUUAACUGAGCGAGAAAAUGCCUACGUGAAAUCUUUCAAAUCAGAUUACAGGGUCGACUUCUACGUCCUUACGCGGCAUUAUUCUGGCAAGGAUAAACGUUUGAUAGUUGGGGAUACAUACUCCUUGGAAAGAAGCUACUUCAACCCGAAAAACCCGACGAGAAUUAUAGUGCACGGAUGGAGAGCAAAUAAGAAUUCGUUUAUUAAUCAAGUUCUGCCCAUUGCGUAUCUCCGCAAAGGAGAGUACAAUGUGAUUGUUGUGGACUGGAGUGAUGCAGUUAACACAUUCGAUUAUUUCGCGGCUCGAAAGCGAAUCGGACAAGCUGGCAAAAAAGUGGCGAAAUUGAUAGAUUUCUUAAGUGAAUAUGGGAAUACCGAUCCCAGUACAAUCUAUUUGAUUGGGCACAGUUUAGGAGUUCAUAUGUGCGCGAUUGCGGCACGAAAUGUUCGUUCUGGACGUGUUGGGGUAAUCAUAUCCUUAGAUGCUGCUCUGCCAUUGUUUGCUUCAAACGACCAAGACCGCAUUAGCUCAUCGGAUGCUAAAUAUGUUUUGAGCAUUCAUACGAAUGGAGGAAAGCUAGGAAUUCAUGAACCAGUUGGUCAUGCUUCGUUCUACCCAAAUUGGGGUAAAAGACAACCAGGAUGCGGUGCUGAUCCCCUAUCCAGCUGUUCACAUCGCAGAAGUGUUGAAUAUUUCUCAGAGUCUUUAACGAAUUAUCAGAAUAAUUUUGUGUCACGGAAAUGCUCUAGCUUUCAUGAAGUUUUAAGUAAAAGAUGCUGGAAUGGUGGCGAAAUUGCUUAUAUGGGCGGAGAUCCUAUUAAUUUUGAUUAUAAGGGCGUGUAUUAUUUAAAAACAAAUUCACGGCAACCGUUUAGUACGGGAGCCAUACCGUAAGUAAUUGUUAAUAUUUAAGAGUCCUAUUUAAUCGAGCAUUGGUAUAUUAUCAACUAUCUGUAAAUACCGUAAUAGCGAUAAUAA